Molecule: messenger RNA, 882 nt
Organism: Apis dorsata (giant honeybee)
Lineage: Eukaryota; Metazoa; Arthropoda; Insecta; Hymenoptera; Apidae
Exons: 6
Biological process (GO): regulation of Toll signaling pathway; innate immune response; central nervous system formation
Cellular component (GO): extracellular region
Molecular function (GO): Toll binding; growth factor activity
Source: RefSeq, a predicted model, not a curated record
ACGUUUAUUGAACUUUGUUUUUUCAUAGAGCUGAUGAGCCAAAAUAUUUGCGCAUAUCCCUAUAAAAAUUAUCAAAAUGAUACACAAGUUGAUUUUGAAAGUAAAAAAGGAAGAAGGAUAGAAAGAUACGCUUCAAAUUAUGAAGAUAGUAAUGCAUCAUUCAAAAUUUUGUCAAGAAAUCAAGAAAAAGAAAGUUUAUCAUGGGAAAGUAUGUUAUCAGAUGCUCAAAUUGUUUUUCCUGACGAUCAAAAAGAAGUACCUUCUUGUAGAGGAUCUACUUUUUGCGAAAAAGUAGACUCUUAUCCUGAAGAUGUUGUAAAUAUUGCGAUUCAAAGAAACGAAAGUAUUAAAUACUUGGCUACUGUAGAUAUAUUAUCUGAUAUAUCACAGAGGAUCGAUUUCAUGGACGACAGCCCUCUUUGUCAGUCUAAUGAGCGAGUUGUAUUUCCUAAAUCAGCAAAAAAUAAAGAUAGGGAAUGGAAAUAUGUUGCGAAUCAAGAAAAUUUUAAACAGGGUGUACGAGUUGAAGUGUGUCAAAAAGAAGACACAUGUAACGUAAUAGGAAAUCUUCCUUUAGGUUACAAAUCAAUUUGUAAACAAAAAUUCAUUCAAAGAGAACUUUUAUCUAUAUCGUCAAACGGUUCGAUGUCUCCAGAUACUUUCCUAUUUCCAUCAAGUUGUUGUUGCUAUGUAACAUUUACUACAAAUACACGAAUGGGUUUUAGGUAAAGUCAAGUUAGAUCUGUUCGUGAAUCGUCAUGUCAAAGACGCAAACGCGAUGAAAUAUUACCUUUUAAUGAAGCAAUUAAUGUAAAGUAAUUGUCACUUGACAUUUCUGAUAUAAUUGUUUCGGGAAUAAAAUCAAAUUUUAAAUUUUUUAUG